Molecule: messenger RNA, 1059 nt
Organism: Penicillium hordei
Lineage: Eukaryota; Fungi; Ascomycota; Eurotiomycetes; Eurotiales; Aspergillaceae
Exons: 1
Coding region: 1-1059 (352 amino acids)
Source: RefSeq, a predicted model, not a curated record
AUGGAUCGACUGGGUGUGCUCGAAAUAAACGAUGACCCAGUCUCCCCAAAGCCAAAGCCUCCCCACAAACGGCGGACAAAUCAAAGUAGGCCCAGUGAAAAGCGCCGACCGAAGAAAAAGUCCACUUUUUGCUGUUUCCAGAUCGUGGAAGACAGCGGCGAGGACGACAGACCGGUCUCAGUUCAACGGCCCAAACCCCCUACAAGUGGUGUCUCGCCUUCUUCAAAUCAGAAUCAAAAGAUCAAGCUGCCUGCCUCAGCCGGAAGGCCGCAGCAUACGCAAGUGUCAUCAACUCCUCCAACAUCCCGGCCAUCUUUGUCAGACACGGGGAAGCCUCCACAGCCAUUAUCGUCGUGGAUCCCGUCUACGGUUUCCCCGCAGACAACGUCCAUUCUUAUCACAGAACUGGCAAAACCGAUCUCCAACGCUGACGACGAAGGCUAUAUCUAUAUGUUCUGGGUGACACCCCAAACAACUACCACACAGCGGAGCGCUGAAUCCACAGCAACGCGAGACAUAGCAUCUUCACUACUACCCCAAGCCCCACAAAGUAGCAACCACCUUCGCCCACCCACCCAGCCACGCAGCGUCAGCGAAGCAAUCCGUGCAGCACAGGACCUCAAUGCCCUCACCUCAAACCCAACAUCAACCACGCCCGGAACGCUUAGGUUGAAAAUAGGACGCACGAGCAAUGUGCACCGUCGACUCGCUGAAUGGAGUAAACAGUGCUCGUACGACUUGACCUUGAUCCGUUAUUACCCUUACACGCCAUCGUCAUCCUCGUCAUCUUCCCCUGCUAGGGUGGCGCCAUCCCAUAACAGCCGGAAUAGGGCCUCUUCGGCCUCUUUAGUAGCCGGAAGGAAAGUCCCACAUGUGCAUCGCGUGGAACGACUCAUUCACCUUGAGCUGGCGGAUCUGCGUGUGCGAGACUUAGGACAGUGUCCUGAGUGCGGGAAGGAGCAUCGGGAAUGGUUUGAGGUCGAGGCUGACAAGGAGUCGCUAAGGAGAGUGGAUGAGUGUAUCCGACGAUGGGUCUCCUGGGCCGAGUCGAUGCCUUGA